UUCUGUCCGAAAAUUGAUUAUUUUUUUUUCUUGUUAUUUGGAAUAUGUUCGCAGUUCUUGAAUGGCCAUGGAAACUAGUAAUAAUACUUCGUAUGUCAACCUGAGUGGUUCCUCGGAGUGCAUUCCAUGGCUUGCUGCUACUAUCACUGGAUGUCUGGCCGUUGUCAUCCUAAAUUUCUUCACCAUUAUUGUGUUUGUGAUGCAGCGCCAUCUGCAGCGCCCGGGUACAUACUUGAUCAUCCAUAUGGCCAUAGUCGAUCUCUUGGUUGGAGCAGUUUCGGGUCCAGUGACUGUUAAUCAUCUUCUGGGGCUCUAUUGUGAUUUAUGGAAGCGAACUGACACGGUUUAUCCAUUGGUUAAUUUGUUUCCCAUAACCUCUCUUGUAAAUCUCGCUGUUAUUUCUUUAGAAAGAAUGCAUGCCACAAUCUUUCCCUUUGAACAUCGCGUGAUUAAGAAAAGGGUUUACGGAAUGACAGUUGCCGCUAUUUGGUUUCUAACUUCAUCGAGGGAAACUGUUCAAGUUGUUUUAUACAAAACACAAGGAUAUUCUCAUCUUACGAUGUCAUUCUCAACAAUUACCGUAGUGUCAUUUUGGUCACUUUCCCUAAUUUUGAUUUGUGUCUCUUAUAUUUCCAUUUUUAUCAAAGUUCGAUUCAGUCCCAAUCCUCAACAUCAUGGUGCAACCGACAGAGAGAGAAAGCUGACCGCCACCAUAUUAAUUGCAACGCUUGCAUCUUUGCUGACGUGGUUUCCAGUUACAGUUGUCAGAAUAGUUGAAUAUUGGCAUGAAGGUGUUCUCUUACGCUGGUACACUCAACGGUCCAUGUUUCACAUAGAAAUGACACUAGCGGCUUUAGUUGGCGCUAAUUCCUUGGCAAAUCCUAUUGUAUAUGCCAUAAGGAUGCCAGAAUUUAGGGCAGGUUUUGUCAAAAUGUUCCGCAGAACCCCGAGCACUACAUAA
Molecule: messenger RNA, 961 nt
Organism: Stylophora pistillata
Lineage: Eukaryota; Metazoa; Cnidaria; Anthozoa; Scleractinia; Pocilloporidae
Product: pinopsin-like
Source: RefSeq, a predicted model, not a curated record